AUGGAAAAUGAUGGGGAGAGGAUGGAGAGGGACCGAGUAUCCCUCAAGCGAGGCAGAAUGGACUUCGAAGACGAUGAGUCGACAGAAGAUGACAGUCGAUCGGAUGAGGCCGAGGAGGAAGGAUGGUGGAGCGCAAAUGAUAGCGAAGAUGAGAUCGAAGAUUCGGAUUAUGAACAGGAAAUUGAGGAGCACGAGUAUGCCACCUCCGGUGACUCGGCACGAACGCUGAAGAUUCGGCUCUUUUUGACAGAUGAGGAAAUGGGCGACUUUAAGUGGAUGAAAAACUUUGUCGCCGAAUGCACCUGCGAUGGUGUCACUGUCGCCAACGCCCUAGCCCGGUAUAUUCAUCGAGAGGGCAUACGCUCUGAAUUCUGGGAAAGAAUGGAAGAGCCCAGCGAGGAAACGUGUGAUGUGGCGUUCCAUGUCUUUGAUCGAUAUGGAACAGUCAAGACCAAGUACAAAGAUCAUCCAGUGCAAAGAGGAACUGGUGUAUGGGGAAACGAGCUUGAUUAUGGCCCUCUUUUUCUAAUCGAAAAGCUUCAUGUUACAGCGUUUGAACUACGCCGAAAAGGGCUGGGACAAAAAGUGGUGUCUUUACUUUUGGAAAAGGCCCAACGUUUCUUCCAAGACGAUAAGCCAGACGGCGAAAACGCAGAUCUUAUCUACGGUUCCAACGAGGCUUUCGAGCGAGCAUGGACUCUACAUACUCUAGUCAGUCCUGGAUAUCUAACAGCGGAAAUCAAACCGCAGUUAGUGGGCAAAUCCGCAGAAGAACGCUUGAUGACACGGGAUCAAAAUCAAUCCGGUGCUAUUGACUUCUGGCGAUCCUGCGGUUUUCGCCGAAUCGGAGCCUCUCGCUGUUUCGCAUUUUCAUUUGAUCUCCAGCACCAGUCUCGUACCAUUGCGGCGGCUUCUGAUUUCGACCCGCGCAGAAGCCAUGUUGGAGACCUUGAGAACGAAAGACUCCAACUGAUCUAUGAGAAUGAUCAAUUUACUGAGGUAGAGAAACUGAGAAUGGAAAAGCUCCGUGACGCAUUGCCGCUGCAUCAUGCAGCUCUCACUCUGACGGACGAAGAACUCAAGGUUUUUUUUAUCACUCAUACCGAUGAUAAGAUUGGCUGGGAUCGAGUGAUGAACUCUGAAGCCACGCUUCUACAUCUAACAGCUUGCGAGCUCAAGCCGCUAAGUAUGCGGUGGCUACUUGAGAAUAUCCACCACGCCGACUCCUGGAAGGCUGCUCGUGACAUUGACGGGUACACCCCGCUCGAAGCAUUGCAGGAGAAGUUGGAGAGAAUUCGAACACAGAAAGAAUAUGGCCUUUGCAGAAUCUUAAACAUAUCAGAUCACUUUGAAGGAAACUCCGACGCCGCAGUGUCCUGUCUUUCCUUACUGUUCGGACAAGAUGCUUUCGGGCUUGAUAAAGCAUGCCUCCGAUACGGUUGUACAUGCGGGGGGUGCGUGGGAGGACUUCUAUCCGCCCGAAUGAGGAGCUCUUUGAUCCUUCAGGGCGGGGUGAUGUACGAUCUUAUGCAGGAAGGAAUUGAUGACGGCAGCUUUUGGGUAGAAGACAACGACUACAUCAUCGAGCACCUCGAUCCCGAUGUGCGAAAGAACCUCAAAACCAACAAGUCACUGCGAAGAGGUUUUGUGAAUAUGUUCCGAACUGCCGUGGAGUGUCUUGAGGCGAAAAGAGUUCCAAGCGCAGGAAAUCUCGAGUGGUGUUGUAACAAUCGGAGCGAAUGGCCACCAGAUUCCAAGAACUACCUGCGAUGCGCUGGGACGCAGAUGGGAUGCCGGGCGGUGCUUCGGUAUAUGUUCAGCACUGCUAAGGAAUGGGAUGAGAAAGCCGGUAAUGGAGAGUGUCAACUGACAUUGAGCAAGGAAUGGUCAGACCUUCCAACUUGUAGAAACGAUCAUGAGUUUGACUUUGUUGCCAGAGCUUGUGGUUACAGUGGGGAUGAUCUUAUUUCGUUACCAUGCUGGUACAUGUAA
Molecule: messenger RNA, 1992 nt
Organism: Penicillium brevicompactum
Lineage: Eukaryota; Fungi; Ascomycota; Eurotiomycetes; Eurotiales; Aspergillaceae
Product: zinc knuckle transcription factor
Exons: 2
Coding region: 1-1992 (663 amino acids)
Source: RefSeq, a predicted model, not a curated record